This is a messenger RNA of Staurois parvus, 1941 nucleotides long. Lineage: Eukaryota; Metazoa; Chordata; Amphibia; Anura; Ranidae. The record is from the annotation of a GenBank genome assembly.
GGGUUUGCACAGCUGUGUGCGGUGUGUAGGCCGGCUCUCUGCCACCGGAGAGUAUUGCUCGGUCACCGGGACCUCAGAGCUUCACAACAACGGCGCGAAGUGCCAAAAAAAAUGGAUUUGAACCAAGAUCUUCCCAGUGGCCAAGAUCCGCUUUCUAAAUGUCUUCAUGCUAGAAAGGAAUUAGAAACUGCAAUUCAAACUCUACUUAAAACAGAACAACAAGUCAAGGAAAAUGGCAGAGAGGUUAAAGCUGAGAUUCAGUCUUGUAUUAGUCGUCACCUGGAAUGUCUGCGCAGCCGUGAAAUUUGGCUCCUGGAGCAGGCUGACUUGAUUCAGCAGCUGAAGGAAGAGGCCUUACAACACCAAGCUCAGCAGCUCUAUUGGCUGUUGGGACAGUUCAAUUGCCUGAUUCACCAGCUAGAGACCCCUCACAGUAAUGACCUUGCCAAUCAGAUCACAGUUUGUUUAGAAAGGUUGGGCAGUCUUGCUCUGAACCCUGAAGAAACAUCAACCCUCAGUUUUGAAGCCGAUGUUCCGUAUCUCCGGAAAGCUAUUACUACAUUUGGAUCAAUUAACACUGUGAACUGUGAAGCAAGUCCAGUGAUUGUCAGCCCUGUACCCUGCAGUUUUGUCACUCAGAAUCCCUGGCUUCUCAACAAUUGUUAUGUUCCUCCAAUUGAUCAGAAACCUCAUUCGGGAACUUUGAGCCCAUCUCUGUCUGAAUGGCUUUUGGAGGGCAAAGUGACAGGCAUUUCUUCAUGUCCUGCUUUGUACAUUCCAAGCUCUUCUCCACAGGAUUGGCUACUAAACUCAGACAUCACUGGACAUAAUGAGUUUUCAGAAAUGCCUGCACCACCCACAUUUGAUAUGGAGAAAAUUUGGGGUAAACUAGGGGAAUUACAUAAUUGGUUGCUACAAUCCCAAAAUAAGGAAUCUUGUCCUGAGAAAACUGGAGUGCGCACACGUGAAAAUUCAGAGUCCAGCUCUUUCUCCUUUGAAAAAGUUGAAGAUGUUGACUUUGAUUUGGAGGAUCAGGAAGAGAUGGAUCUUUCAGAGUGGCUCAUUUCCUCAGCCACUACUGAAGACUCAAUCAGUGACGUGGACAAAUGGAAACUCCUCUUUCAGCCAUUUGUUCAGGACUACAGCAUUAGCGAUUGGCUCCACAAAGUAGAGUCCUGCAGUAAUUGCUGUGGUGGAAAUACAGCUGCCUUGGAAAUUGAAAAUCUUGGGAACCUCAGAUGCUUAAAUGAGCAGCUUGGUGGGAAGAAGGCACCUGUGUUUGUCGAUGAGAUGUGGCUGUUGAAGGAAUCUCAGCCAGUUUUUAAGAUGGAAGAAAUCUGCAAAGCUAAUGAGCCCUGCUCUACUCUCUCAGAAUGUGUUUGUGAUGAAAGCUGUGAGAAGGACGCUCUAAGGAAGUGGCUUUUGAAAAAAGAAGGCAAAGACAAAAAUGGCAUUCCUUUGAAUCCAGAACACAUGGCCAAAGACAAGGAGUCUGAAAAGUCAAAACCUUCCAUAAAUAUGUGGCUGCAUCCAUGCAAAAGAAAUUCUGGAGACCAGACUUGUACCAAGAAGACAGAAGAAUGUGAUCCCUUAAUUAGGCACUUCAGACAAUUGCUUGAAACACCUUUGGCCAAUUGGGUUGUUGAAUCCGCUACAGCAGAGAAGGCAGAAAAUGAAAUUUCAAGUAGUAAAUGGAAGCUGAACCCCGUAGAGAAUCUUUCUCCAUUUCAUUUGCCUCUAGACACUGGUUGCUGGGUGUUGUCUUCAAAGAACAUAGAUAACGUGGAAAAGUCAGCACAGCCUGCACUGGAGGAUAAAUGGCUCUUACGUAAAAAAAGCUCAUGAAUAUUAUGGCCUUUCCAGUGUCUGUGACCUUUUUACCUGCAUGAAGCUAGCAGCAGACAAAGACCAAUGGCUGUACCGCACUCCCUUACAGGUAUG